AUGGGCUUGGGCCAAGGAACAAUCUGGGGCGGAGUAUACGAUUUUUGCGAGGUCACGAAGCUGCGAAGAGCCAGCUUCGUGGUCGUUAAAAGAACAUCUACUGUGGUAGACCUCAUCAACCUGCCUUCAGAUUGCGAAAGGUCUUGCGUACUCGGAAGCUUUGAGCAUGUACCUCAAACCCAACCUGAGGCUCUAAGAUCCAAGAAGCCUGUGCCAUUCGACAUACGCAUUGACAUGGACCUGAUCGACGGGGCCAAGGAAGACCUAGACUCCAGCUUCUGGUGGUCCACAACGGCGCAAUUGGCGAAUGACGUGCUGCGCCCUGGUCCGAUAUUACAACAUCCUCUUAAUGCCAGGGCUAUCCAUCGCAACUUCACGAGGCCUGCGAAAGUCCCAUAUGGAUUUGCGGGAUACCGAGGGUCGAAACUAUCCAACCCCACUCAGGUCAAUGCACCACAACAAACAGUCGAACUCACGCCCAUGGGCUGCCUAGAGCAGCCGCACAUCUACGAAUACGCACGGGACAUCAGGAGACGAAAGCUGAACUGCGACAAGAGGAUGCUUUUCGAUACGCGGGGCGGUAUCUUGUCCAUUCAUCCGGCGAGGCAUAUCAGGUUGCUGAAGCUCUUCCCAUUCCGAUGCAGCGCCAUGGUCGCCGUGGGCUUGGCUCCUUCAAGCGCUGAGUAUUGUUGGUCGAGAAUUGUCCUAUGGUCAUCAGCACUCGCUGGUCUUCCAAGUUCCGACCCCGCAAAAUCUAGCCCCAUCAGAGGGAAAAAAAAGGCUGGGGAAUGUGGACGUCUGCUCCGCGAGCCGCCAACCCAGCACCUCGUGUCCGUUGGCCAUAUUGCCUACCAAGCCUCGCUGCUACAGGGAGACUCGAUGGCGCGAGACCAUUGUCGCAAGUUCAGAAUAUUGCGGAUUUCUGGAUCUUGGCCAGUCAAGCGCUUGGCGCCCAUCUUGUCGUACGCACGCCUGCUACAGGGGCGGGGUAGAACGAACGUCCUCUCCCUGUCUUUCGCCGCUAGAUAUAGUACUGCCCCGAAGUCCCGGAAGCGCCUCGACCGGUAUGCCAGUUCGCCUGGGCAACGGACAUGGGCAAGCCAUGUUCCCGGAGUCGCGCGAUCAUCUCCUUUUACCUCGCCUCAUUGGGAUGUGUCAAAGCAGGCAUUUGUUGACUCGCAGCUUGUCGAUCCCUUCCAGUUCCUGGCUGAACGACGACAGCUUGGGAAAAGGCGGGCCGGCUUUGAGUUCGCCGUAUCGACGAGGCUUAAUUUGAAUCAGCUUGCCGGCAUCACGGUCACAUCCAUCGAGAGUCAUUUUGCACCCACCACUUUCCGCGUUUUCAUGAACAGAAGCAUGUUCUUCUUGGACAUCGACAUCUCAGCCCUCUCUUUGACAGCUGCACCCUGCUCCGAAUUGGCACUGCCCCCGUCAGCGCUGCAUCAAAGAUCACGACGCGGAGCCCCUCUCAAGUCUCAACUCGCAGGUCUGAGCUCCGAUACCACCAACGACUCGAAUGCAACCUCGUUUUCUGGCCGCCCCAUCAUUGCUUCUUCUCGGAUAAUGGCACCACAUGCGGCUUCCAGCAUCGUCAUCUACCUUGGAAGCAAACUCUGUGGCUCCACGGAUGACAACGCUGGUCGGCUCGUCCUUCCUAUCCUGCCUCCCGUCUUGUUACUCCCGUCUCAAGGAUAG
Molecule: messenger RNA, 1695 nt
Organism: Colletotrichum lupini
Lineage: Eukaryota; Fungi; Ascomycota; Sordariomycetes; Glomerellales; Glomerellaceae
Exons: 14
Coding region: 1-1695 (564 amino acids)
Source: RefSeq, a predicted model, not a curated record